This is a messenger RNA of Xenopus laevis (African clawed frog), 2776 nucleotides long. Its product is annotated as repetin-like. The record is from RefSeq and is a predicted model, not a curated record. Lineage: Eukaryota; Metazoa; Chordata; Amphibia; Anura; Pipidae. Bases 254 to 2776 code for a protein of 840 amino acids. The transcript is spliced from 4 exons.
GCCCCACUUAUUUACAGGGAGAGAGGUAGGUACUGCAAACUACCAGCUAAUUACUCACAGAGGGAGGGGAAGUCAAUGAGUAGGACCUUGCCUGCAUCAGGGAGUCACCUUAAUCCUUGUAUCUGAAUGUAUAAAGGCACCUCCUCACCUACCUGCUGUAUUUGCUUUGGGUGAACAGCCACAUAUCUUCUCGUAUUCCUCUGUCUCCCUCAGCUCAUCUCCAUUCUGCCGGGGGAUAUUGAGCCACUGCACUAUGGCAGGGUCCGAAUCAGCCAUGUCCAACCUCUUCACAUCCAUCCAAGGGACCAUUGAUAUCUUUACCAGCUACAGUGUUCGGAGCUCUCCUUGCAACGCGCUGAGCCCUGAGGAGUUCAAGAGUCUGAUCCAGAAAGAGUUUUUGGAUAUUAUUAAGGAUUCCAAUGUCUAUAAAACUAUUGAGAUAUUUAUACAGUCCUUAUAUACAAAAAUCCCAAAGCAAGUGGAUUUUAAAGAGUUUGCGGACAUUCUCAAAAGCCUGUCAGUAGCCUAUUAUGAUGCUCUAAACAUAAGGAAAGACCAGUCUAUAUGUGAACAUCAAAAAGAACAAUCACUACAGGAUUUGGCAGAAACACCUGAAAAAGGAACAAUACAGAAACAACACCAAACCGCAAAGACAGAGCCCAAUCAGAAAGCGGACAAAUACACAAAACAAGAUGACACUCAGAAAUCUGAUCAAACAACAAAUCAAGAUCCCACUCUAACCACAAAACAAGAGCUUCCCACAAAGAAGCCACAUAAAGCUGACCCUCACCAAGAUAAAACAGGGAAAACAGAUCACCAUCAUAAACAUGAUAUAAAAAAAAAAAAAGAGGAUCCUUCAAAGAAAGAUGAUACACAGAAAACAGAGCCUAAACAAAGUACUCAAGUUAAAGAUACAGGUCCAACCACAAAACAAGAUGACACUCAGAAAAACGAUCAAACAACAAAACAACACGCCACUCAGAAACGGGGUCCAACCACAAAACAAGACGACACUAAGAAACAGGAUCAAACCACAAAACAAGACGCCACUCAGAAACAGGGUCCAGCCACAAAACAAGAUGACACUCAGAAACAAGAUCAAACACCAAAACCAGAUGACACUCAGAAACCGGGGCCAACCACAAAACAAGAUGGCACUCAGAAACAGGAUCAUACCACAAAACUAGAUGGCACUCAGAAACAGGGUCCAACCACAAAACAAGAUGACACUCAGAAACAAGAUCAAACACCAAAACCAGAUGCCACUCAGAAACAGGAUGCCAAUCAGAACCAGGAUCAAACAACAAAACAAGAUGAUUCUCAGAAACAAGAUCAAACAACAAAACAAGAUGCCACUCAGAAACAGGGUCCAACCACAAACCAAGAUGCCACUCAGAACCAGGAUCAAAGCACAAAAAAAGAUUCCACUCAGAAACAAGAUCAAACCACAAAACAAGAUCCCACUCAGAAACAGGAUCAAACAACGAAACAAGAUCAAACAACAAAACAAGAUGCCACUCAGAAACAGGGUCCAACCACAAACCAAGAUGCCACUCAGAACCAGGAUCAAAGCACAAAAAAAGAUUCCACUCAGAAACAAGAUCAAACCACAAAACAAGUACCCACUCAGAAAAAGGAUGGAAGCACACAGCCAAUAGCUCCACCAGUGAAAGAGGAGCAUAACGAUGACAAAAAAACAAUUAAGGAAUCCAGAAAAAAAGAUGAUCCAAUAAAGAAAAGAGACCCCAGAGCAGCUCCACCAGAGGAGCAUCAUAAGGAGCCUAAACAAGAUCUCAGUAAGAAACAGGACCACACUACAAAACAAGAUCCCACCCAGGAACAGGAUCAAAGCAGAAAACAUGAUUCCUCUAAGAAAGAGGAGUCCGCAAAACAGGAUCACAUUGUGAUAUCAGAUAAAAAGAACAAAGAGGAUCCCACUAAGAAAAAUGAUCAAAAACAGAAAACAGAGGUGACACAGAAACCAGCUUCAAUAGCAAAAGCGGAUCAUCCUCAUAAAGAUGAUCAUAUAAAGAAACAUGAUUCCACAACUAAGGAACCCACAGCCCAACAAGGUGGAACGGAACAAAAAGAAACAGAAGAACCAUCUUCACCAUCACAGUGCUCAUCUUCAUUGGUUGGGAAACUACAGCACAGUGCUUUUUCUGAAGGAGAACAUUCCGAUGACCCAAAUUCAAGUGAUCCACAAAAGUACUAUACAUACUUCGAAACAACAUUUACUCAGUACCAUGGGCAACAAGUAACCCACAGAGAAGACAACACAGUGAAAACGGAGCAACACACCAAAAUUCAUAUUUCCCAUCACAAGAAAGGAGGUUCACCUCUACACAGUACCUGGGAUUCCCACAUCCAAUUGGCUGUAGAGGAUGAUCCUUCUGAAGAUGAAGAUGAUCAGCAGGAGGAGGAUGAGGCGACAGGAUUUAGCUACUUUCCAACCGCAACUAUGGAAUCAUCUUUGUGGCCACCACAGGUGAAGAGAUCUGAUGACAAACAGGUUUUAGGAAGUUGCUUGUUGCCUCAAGAAGUGUCACAGAAUCAACUGCCACCUGCAAGGCCCUCAAGCCCAUUUUAUGAAUAUUCACGGCAGCAAAUGUUUCAGACUUCCGGAUACAGUUAUUUUGAGUCCUCCCAAGGAACUACUGAGCAGCAAACCUCUGAUGCCCCGAAUACCUCAUCUGGAGCUCAAGGAGAGUCCCCAACAGAAGACAAGCAAGAGAAGCCAAAGCUAUCCUUCAAGUUCAAGUGGCCCUGGCACUAA